AUGAAAAUAUGCGGUUGUGUCGCUGCAACUGCGGUGGUUCUUAUCUUAUGCUGUCUUCUCAACCGCAAGAAGAAAACGACAUGGCCUCCACCGCUUCCGCCGCAGCCAAGAGAUUUGGAAAACGCUAGAAAUGGCGUUACAAGAGAUGGUGGUCUUGUGGUUUUGACUGCGACUGCUUCCACUACUACAGUUGCUAAACCUGCGGCUGUAACCACCAAAUCUUCAGGUGGUGAUACUAAUCGCAGUUCUGGUGGUGGAGGUGGUGAUGACGGUGGUGGAGAUGGCGGCGGGUGUGGAGGUUGUGGCGGCUGUGGCGGUUGCGGCGGAUGUGGGGGAUAA
Molecule: messenger RNA, 339 nt
Organism: Thlaspi arvense
Lineage: Eukaryota; Viridiplantae; Streptophyta; Magnoliopsida; Brassicales; Brassicaceae
Source: the annotation of a GenBank genome assembly